GUUUUCUCCAAAAUCUUCAGCCAUGAAGCACUGGAGAGUUAUCUCCCCAAGAUCCAGCUGGUGAUCAAAGACACCCUGCGAGCCUGGAGCAGCAACCCUGAGUCCAUCAAUGUCUACCAUGAGACCCAGAAGCUCACCUUCCGCAUGGCCAUCCGUGUCCUGCUGGGCUUCCGCAUCCCCGAUGAGGAACUCAACCGCCUCUUCGAAGUCUACCAGCAGUUUGUAGAGAAUGUCUUCUCCUUGCCUGUGGAUCUGCCAUUCAGUGGCUACAGGAGGGGCAUCCGGGCACGUGAGACACUGCAGAAAGGGUUGGAGAAAGCCAUCCAGGAGAAACUGCAGAACACUCAGGGCAAGGACUAUGCUGAUGCUCUGGACAUCCUGAUAGAGAGCGGCAAAGAACAUGGCAAGGAGCUCACCAUGCAGGAGCUGAAGGAUGGCACCCUGGAGCUCAUCUUCGCUGCCUAUGCCACCACCGCCAGCGCCAGCACCUCUCUGAUCAUGCAGCUCCUCAAACACCCCCGGGUCCUGGAGAAGCUUCGAGAAGAGUUGCGCAGCAAAGGCAUCCUCCACAAUGGCUGCAUCUGCGAGGGCUCCCUCCGACUUGACAACAUCAACAGCCUCCACUACCUGGACUGCGUCAUCAAGGAGGUGCUUCGCCUCUUCACCCCCAUCUCCGGGGGGUACCGGACAGUGCUGCAAACCUUUGAGCUGGAUGGUUUCCAAAUCCCCAAAGGUUGGAGUGUGAUGUACAGCAUCCGGGACACCCAUGACACUGCCCCUGUCUUCAAGGACGUGGACGUCUUUGACCCCGACCGCUUUGGGCAGGGUCGCAGUGAAGACAAGGACGGCAGGUUCCACUACCUCCCCUUCGGAGGAGGCGUACGGACCUGUCUGGGCAAGCACCUGGCCAAGCUCUUCCUCAAAGCUCUGGCCAUUGAGUUGGCCAGCACCAGCCGUUUCGAGCUUGCCACCAGGACUUUCCCCAAAAUCACCCUGGUGCCUGUGGUCCACCCAGUUGACGGACUCAAGGUCAAAUUUUUUGGACUGGAUUCCAACCAGAAUGAGAUCCUGACAGGGACAGAUGCCAUGUUGGGGGCAACAGUGUAAAGGCCACGCC
Antrostomus carolinensis (chuck-will's-widow) is the source of this 1117-nucleotide messenger RNA. It is a transcript of the gene CYP26B1, whose product is annotated as cytochrome P450 family 26 subfamily B member 1. Gene Ontology annotation, biological process: sterol metabolic process. The annotation marks the transcript as partial. The record is from RefSeq and is a predicted model, not a curated record. The transcript has 4 exons. Lineage: Eukaryota; Metazoa; Chordata; Aves; Caprimulgiformes; Caprimulgidae. Gene Ontology annotation, molecular function: monooxygenase activity; oxidoreductase activity, acting on paired donors, with incorporation or reduction of molecular oxygen; heme binding.